Molecule: messenger RNA, 1137 nt
Organism: Leishmania mexicana MHOM/GT/2001/U1103
Lineage: Eukaryota; Euglenozoa; Kinetoplastea; Trypanosomatida; Trypanosomatidae
Exons: 1
Coding region: 1-1137 (378 amino acids)
Molecular function (GO): nucleic acid binding; zinc ion binding
Source: RefSeq, a predicted model, not a curated record
AUGGCGAGGACGAAAUCCAGCCGUGCACCGCUGCAGCCGCAUGAGAGCGUCGACACCACCGCAGAGGCGGCCCCGGCGCUGUCCUUCCUCGUCUACCCCGUCCCCAGCAUUGCGGACGCGUCUUUCCUGCAGCUGAUCUUCCGCAACACGGUGCGGCGGAGCCUCUUCCUCGGCUUCGGCCGAGGCCGCGUUGCCCUGGCGGAGCUCGCGAGCGCGGCGGUGGCCGCGGAGGUGGAGGCGAUUAUCCACAAGGCGGCGGCAGCAGUCGCAGGCCCGGAAGACGGUGCUGCUGCAGCUCAAGAUGCGAGCGGUCUCGCAGCGGGCGCGGCUCCACGGCACGGCGCUCCUGAACGCCUGGCCGGCGACGAUGACUUCGAGCACAUGACGCUGGCGGACCUCUUCGCGCCACCACCCGGGUCAGCCUCACAAGGCUCCGCGUCUGCGCCGCGGCAGGAGCACCAGCCGAGCAACAACGGAGGCGGCACGGCGGCGGGCGGGGAGUCGCUCGACUUCAGUCACCUCCCAUAUCUCGUGUGGCGUGACAGGCCUGUGCACGUCGUGGUGAGCGGGGUGCGGGUGGCAGACUUCUACGGCAGUGGUGGCGCGGUGCCCGAGCACCACGUGAAGCGCACCACCGAUGCGGAGGAGCAGCGCAGCGGCACCAAAUUGAAAAGACCGAACACCGGCAAGCGCACUCGCGACGACGCCGACUCGACGGCCGCACUCUCGUCGCCGCCGGUAGCGAACCAGCAGGCAGUAGCGGAGGAACGUGCGCAAGGCAGCGGGGCGCUGGAUGCCGCCGUGACGGCGGCGGCGGUGCCCAAGUCACGCUUCCCAAAGGACUGCUGUCAGAAGUGUGGUAGCGCCGACCACUUCACGCGCCACUGUGACGGCAGCGGCACCACCACCACCACCACCAGCAACAGCAGCGGUCUCAGUGUCGCUGCAGUGCCCUGCCCUUCCGUUGCCGUGGGUGUGGAUCAGCAGCCACAGCACGAGUCUGUCGCUGCCGCCGUGGCUGCGCCGACACCGCGGCCGGCAAAGGCGAAGCCCCUCGUGCAGCGCACCUCGAAGGAUCAGUGCAAGUACUGCGGCUCCGAGGCGCACCUCUCGCGUCACUGUCCGAGUAAGAGCUAA